Messenger RNA from Leishmania braziliensis MHOM/BR/75/M2904, 1404 nucleotides. Its product is annotated as ribosomal protein L3-like protein. The transcript has a single exon. Gene Ontology annotation, cellular component: ribosome; mitochondrial large ribosomal subunit. Gene Ontology annotation, molecular function: structural constituent of ribosome. The record is from RefSeq and is a predicted model, not a curated record. Lineage: Eukaryota; Euglenozoa; Kinetoplastea; Trypanosomatida; Trypanosomatidae. Gene Ontology annotation, biological process: translation. The coding region runs from base 1 to 1404 and encodes 467 amino acids.
AUGCGGCGUUUCAAUAGCGGUGCUCUUGGCGUUGCCUUGCGUGUAGCACGGCGAUGGCGCAGCGGUGGGGGCCCUGGCGAUCGGCGUGUUCGGACAGACUGGUAUCGCUGCUAUCCUUCGCUCAUGACGGAAAAAGACCGUGAUAUGUACCACUGUUACUACCCUUACUUAUUCGAUCAUGGCGACAAGAUGAGCUUGUACCCGAAAAUCCCCGAGAACCCCCGCGAAUGGCAGGUGGAGCAACUGCAGACUACCUACGACGCGAUCCGCGAGGAUAAGUACGACGCGUUUCGUCGGUUGCGCGAUAAAUUCCCCGAGCUCUACCAAGACACGCGUGCCUGGGACAACCCGCCGCCGUUUGGAGAGUUCAACAUGUUUUACAGUGUUCGCUUUGGGAUGGUCGGCGUCAAGGUUUUCACUUGCAAAGAUUACGAUGACCUGGGCAACCAGUUUGACUGUACUGCCUUCUGGUUCCCUGACAAUCAGAUUGUAAAACACUCGACUCGUAACGGCGAUGUGGGGACCGACAAGGUCUAUGUUGGCGCCAUGAACGUACCAGUGGAGUUUCACAAACCGCACGUGGCUGCGUUUUACAAAGCCGCGGGCGUACCUGUGAAGCAUGUGUCUGCCGGCUUUCCAGUGACGCCGGACGCGUACGCGCCAGUUGGAACUAAACUUGAUGUGCGGCACUUCAAACCUGGCCAGGAAGUGACCAUUACUUUUCAGAACACCGACUACGGUUACCAAGGAGUCAUGUUUCGCCACGGCUUCGACGGUGGCUAUGUCUGGCUUGGAGACUCCAAGUGGCAGCGACGUCCCGGCUGCAUGGGUGCAGAAGGACAGAAGCGCAUCUACCCUGGCCAUCGCAUGGCAGGGCAGACGGGCGCGUCUGCUGAAACCUACCAAGGUGUUCCAGUGUGGCGCAUCGACUACAAGAACUCACUCAUCUACCUGCCUACCCUGAUUGACGCCGAUGUCGGGACCUACGUGAAGUUUCGGGAUACCAUCAACACAAAAGGAUACACACUGUGGAAUGAGCACCGCGGCACACCGGCUUUUCCCACCUUUGUGCCCAGCGAGGACGAAGAUCUUAACAAGCUGGCCACUGACGAGUGCCAGCUGACCUCUCCUCCACUGUACAUGUACUUCCGAGACGAGUUCGCGGCUGCCCAGCUUGUGAGCCAGGCGGAUGUGGAGGAUGCCAAGAGUGCCAAGCCGGCGACUGCAGCGCCUAAGAAGAAGGUGUACGACUUGAAGAAGUACACCGAGGCCAGAAAGAAGUACCGCAAGAGCCUGCGUAAGGCACGCAAGUACAAGCUCAUGGGCAUUCGCACGCACGCCCACGAAAAACAGGAGGAGGCUCGGCGCGCCAAGAUUUUGAAAUAUAAGCGUGUCAAGACGUGA